Magallana angulata is the source of this 1847-nucleotide messenger RNA. RefSeq lists its product as uncharacterized. Lineage: Eukaryota; Metazoa; Mollusca; Bivalvia; Ostreida; Ostreidae. The transcript has 11 exons. The record is from RefSeq and is a predicted model, not a curated record. Bases 174 to 1391 code for a protein of 405 amino acids.
CUUCCGAAGAGUGUCACUCAGCUCACUGGCCCACUGACUGACUGAGUCUGACACUGUGUCAGAGUUUGCAUGAAAAGUUUAUUCGAUACUUGGACGGUAAGGAAGAGCAGUGAAACAUUUGAAUGGAAGAAAGGAAUAAAUUUAAAAAGUUUAGAGAGUUCCAGUGAGACACCAUGGCACAGUACAAAAUUCCUGACCCCGAGGAAAUGGUUCCUUGUCCAUAUGACAAGGUACACAUGAUCCGGGCCAAGAGAAUGCAGUAUCACCUGAUGAAGUGCAGAAAGAAUUACAUAGGCAGUGACUUUGCGACCUGCCCUUUCAAUGCCAGACACGAGAUGCCAAAACCAGAGCUCCGCUACCACUUGGCCAACUGUCCCGACAAAGCUGUGAUCGAACCCAUGCUGGCUUAUGAGAGCAGUAAGAAGAAUGGAGAAGAAGCUUCAAUGUUCAGAGGUUGUGUUGAUCUUCCCGUCUAUGAACAGAUUAACAUCGAAAGUGAAGAAAACUGGGAUGCUGAGAUUCCGUCGGUGGCCAGGAUAGGAGUAGAUCCUCAAUACUUUGCCCGGCAGGAUCACAUGGUCAUUCCAGGACUGACGCGAUCUGAAAAGAAGGAGUUUGCUAGGCAGAUGCACCUUCCAGCUGAAAAUCGAUCGUACGUCGCUCAGUACAGUGAGCCAUCUGACUACGAUCACCUGAAGGAUGAACAGCCAAAGCUCCGCCUGCCCAAGACUGCAGCUCAGACCUAUCUUCCUAACCAGAAGAAGUCUGUUCAGCUAACAUCGACAGUGUUUGCAUACUCCCUGUCAAUGGCGGGAGUAGGGCGCGGACUACCAGCAGGCAGUCAAAACGGCUCAGGAAACGACUCUGUUGGAGGCGUAGCUGGACAGGGAAGAGGAAGGGGGCGUGGCACAACAGCGACCGCGGGGAGAGGAACAACAAUGGCCCAGAUGAAUGGACACCCAUCCCAGCCCCUGGGGAGGGGAGUGGUCUACCAGAACGGUCAUGUACCUCAUGCUGCCUCCAUGGCCCAGUCUGGUCCCCAGUCCACUGUUAGAUCAGAGAACCAGUCUAGCAGCCCAGUGUUUAGUGUAGGAAUUGGUAGAGGAAGCAGGGCAACUAAUGUGACCACCCCACCUUCCUUCGUGGUUCCCACAAUACCACAACAGAACCAUAAUGGCUAUGUGAAGGACGAUGAGGGAUCAGAAGACUCUAUGGAAGAUCUCAGUAAGAAGCUGAAGAAGAUAGAGAAGAAGCUCCGACAGAUUGAGCUGUUGGAGACCAAGGUGGAUGAGGGACACACCCUGACGGCUGAGGAGGCUGCAAAAGUUGCCAUGAAGGGAAAAUUGUCAAAACAGGGGGAGAGUCUUCAACAGAAAUCAGACUCUAAUUGAGGAGAGAAUACCAACAAAGCAAUGCACUGAUUGUGUUGUGUACUAGUGCUAGUCUGCUAAGUCUAGGAACUUAGUUUUUUUGUAUGUUUUAUAAUAUUUUAUUUCAUUGUUUUAGACAAAAACAUUUUACGAUGUAUUUUCCUUUUCAUAUUUGAUACUCGUCAUUAUUUGUUACACUAUGUUGAUAUACACAUAGAUCUAGAUCUCCGACAGCAGUUUUAUCUGUGAGAGGUGGGGAAAGGUGUAUUUUAUAUAUUUCAGAAGUUAUUCUAAGAUAGCGUACAGUAUUUUAAAAGCUGAUGUGGAUCUGUGUUCCAUAUGGGCAAUACAACGAGAAGAAAAGAAAGUUAAGAGGUGUGAAAACUGAUACCACCAAAUUUUAUGAAGUUUAUUAUGUUUUAUCUCUGACAAGUUUUAUUGGUCCAUGCAUAAAGAUUAAAAAUAUAUAGAAAUCUG